Molecule: messenger RNA, 3112 nt
Organism: Peromyscus californicus insignis
Lineage: Eukaryota; Metazoa; Chordata; Mammalia; Rodentia; Cricetidae
Gene: Pink1
Product: PTEN induced kinase 1
Exons: 8
Coding region: 81-1814 (577 amino acids)
Biological process (GO): positive regulation of mitochondrial fission; protein phosphorylation; regulation of apoptotic process
Cellular component (GO): mitochondrion
Molecular function (GO): ATP binding; protein serine/threonine kinase activity
Source: RefSeq, a predicted model, not a curated record
UCCGCCCCCGAAGUUUGUUGUUGUCCUCGGCCUCCCGGACGAUUGUGGCGGUGGCAGUGGGAUCGGGUCUCCGCGCCACCAUGGCGGUGCGACAGGCGCUGGGCCGAGGCCUGCAACUGGGUCGGGCGCUGCUGCUGCGCUUCGCGGCCAAGCCCGGCCCGGUCUCGGGCUUGGGGAAGCCUGGCCCAGCGGCAGCCUGGGGCCGCGGAGAGCGCCCGGGCCGGGCCGCAGGCCCCAGAGCACAGCCAGGCCCGCUCGGGCUCCCCCUUCCCGACCGCUACCGCUUCUUCCGCCAGUCGGUGGCUGGGCUGGCGGCGCGGAUCCAGCGGCAGUUCGUGGUGCGGGCCCGGGGCGGCGCGGGCCCUUGCGGCCGAGCAGCCUUCCUGGCCUUCGGGCUGGGGCUGGGGUUGAUCGAGGAGAAGCAGGCGGAGGGCCGGCGGGCCGCCUCGGCCUGUCAGGAGAUCCAGGCAAUUUUUACACAGAAAAACAAGCUGGUGUCUGACCCACUGGACACGCGGUGCUGGCAGGGCUUCCGUCUGGAGGAUUACCUGAUAGGACAGUCCAUCGGCAAGGGCUGCAGCGCUGCUGUGUAUGAAGCCACCGUGCCCACACUGUCCCAGCACCUGGAGAAGGCCAAGUGCGUUGGCCUUCUAAGGAAAGGCCCAGACAUCCUCCCAAAGGGAGCAGAUGGGGAGCGGGCCCCCGCCUUUCCCUUUGCCAUCAAGAUGAUGUGGAAUAUCUCGGCAGGUUCCUCCAGUGAAGCCAUCUUAAGCACAAUGAGCCAGGAGCUGGUCCCAGCAAGCCGGAUGGCCUUGGAUGGAGAGUAUGGAGGAGUCACUUACAGACGAUCCAGAGGCGGUCCCAAGAAGCUCGCCCCACACCCCAACAUCAUCCGGGUUCUCCGAGCCUUCACUUCAUCUGUGCCCCUGCUGCCGGGGGCCCUGGCUGACUAUCCCGAUGUACUGCCACCGCGCCUCCACCCAGAAGGCCUGGGCCACAGUCGCACACUGUUCCUCGUAAUGAAGAACUACCCCUGCACCCUGCGCCAGUACCUUCAGGAGCACACUCCCAGCCCCCGCCUGGCUACCAUGAUGACCUUGCAGUUACUGGAGGGCGUGGACCACCUGGUUCAGCAGGGCAUUGCCCAUCGGGACCUCAAAUCUGACAACAUACUUGUGGAACUGGACUCAGACAGCUGCCCCUGGCUGGUGAUCUCGGAUUUUGGCUGCUGCCUGGCUGACGAGCGCAUCGGCCUGCAGUUGCCUUUCACUAGCUGGUAUGUGGACCUCGGUGGCAACGGUUCCCUGAUGGCCCCUGAGGUGUCCACAGCCCAUCCUGGCCCCAGGGCAGUAAUUGACUUCAGCAAGGCUGACACCUGGGCUGUGGGGGCCAUUGCCUAUGAAAUCUUUGGGCUUGCCAAUCCCUUCUAUGGCGAAGGCAGAGCCCACCUCGAGAGCCGCAGCUACCAGGAAGCUCAGCUGCCUGAGAUGCCCAAGUCGGUGCCUCCAGAUGCAAGACAGCUGGUGAGGUCACUGCUCCAGCGAGAGACCAGCAAGAGGCCUUCUGCACGUGUGGCUGCAAACGUGCUACACUUGAGCCUCUGGGGCGAGCAUCUUCUAGCCCUGAAGAAUCUGAAAUUGGACAAGAUGAUUGGCUGGCUCCUCCAGCAAUCAGCAGCCACUCUGCUGGCUGACAGGCUGAUGGAGAAGAGCUGCGUGGCAACAAAGCUGCAGAUGCUGUUUCUGGCUAACCUGGAGUGUGAGGCACUCUGCCAGGCAGCCCUCCUGCUCCGCUCCUGGAGGGCAGCCCUGUGAUGGCUCUGUGCUGCGCUGUUACUAAAAGACAGGGGCAUCUAUGUUGUGAUGUCAUGAUGGUGUGUGAAGGCCGAAGGAGGUGGCUUGGCUGGGUGGGUGGGAGUCAAGGGACAAGCUGAAGUGGGGCUGGUCAGCCAAAGAGGAAGCCUGAGGUUCAGCAAAUGGAAAGAGCAACCUUGAACAGUUGAGGCUGUAGACAUUUACUGGCUGUGCGGGUUUGAAUAAAUCCUGUGGCCCAUCCCACUGAAGUUCUCCCAUAGAAUCAGGAGUUGGCAAGCUGUAGAAGGCCAGACAGGAAGUUAAGUAGUGCAGUGACUCACCUGUCACCGAGGCAAAAGUACAAACAAAUAGUGUAGCAGGAUCAACACUGAAAUUUGGUUGUCAGUAAAUUCUUUUCAUUUUUUCCCAACCCCUUAGAAAUGCAAAAAACCGGCAAGGCAGUGGGGGGUGCACACCUUUAAAUCCCAGCACUUGGAGGCAGAGGCAGGCGGAUCUCUGUGAGUUUGAGGCCAGCCUGAUCUACAGAGUGAGUCCCAGAACAGCCAGGGCUACACAGAGAAAAUCUUGUCUCAAAAAACAAAAACAAAAACAAAAAAGAAAUGCCAAAGCCCAUGUUUAGUUAUGGCAGUGACAGGCCAGCAUGGCUCACAGACACAUUUCCCAAUCCCUAGGCUAGACGCAUUCACAGUGCCCAACUCUUAAGAAAUGCUCACUGAUCACUAAAGACAAAGUGUCCGUGCUAAAGACAGUGUGAGGCUGAGCCCUGUGCACACACUGGAAGUAGAAUGUUCUCCCCACCAGGGGAAAACCCCUCAGUGCCACUGCUGACCUGUCCUUGUCUGUCCUCAGUACACGAAUAGCUGUGGUGGCAGACAAGGACGGGCCUGGGAGGGAGGGGGUUAGACCUGCACUCCAUCACCGAGAUCCAAGACAAGACAGUGGGUGGCAGUUUGUGGUAUCGGUCCCUAGUGCCAGGAAUGGGCUAUUUGACAGAGGUGGCCACGGUGUUGCUUGGGACGUGCUGCCUAGGCCGCGAGCAACUUAGGUGCAGGACAUGUUCGUGUUCAGAGAUCAGCAGGAAAAACCGCCCUUUAAUGGCAGGGGUGUCUGCCAGGACGGUGCGAGGAAGGCCUGGAAAUGUGUUCCUUAGCGCCCCCCCAGUUGUGUCUGGAUUUACCUAGCACAGCUGAACCGGUCAGGGCAGCAGGAGCUAACAGUGCAGCCCAUUAGCUGGAUGGUUGUUUGGCCAGCGCUCCUCAUGGGAGCUGUAAACUAUUAAACGCAAAUCCACAUGCAGA